CGGACGCCAUGCAUUGCGCUCGCUGCUUCACCUGCUCGCGGUCCUGCGUGGCCGACUGCCUCCUCACACUUUUGCUGCCCCGUCCGCGCCCCCGGCCCCGCCCCCAUGCCUCGGGCCAACGUGGCCGAGGCCAUGGACGCUCGCGAAUGUAGUAGCAUCCCUCCACGUGCUCGUUCUUGCGAUCUCCUCUACCCCUCCCCCGGCUUCGCGGGCCUUGCUGCUUCUGAGCUCGUCUCGUCGGCCCCUGUUCUAUUUCACCUCGCUCGAGCCCUCUCGCUGCUUUUUCCCCAUUAGGGUUGGUCAGUCGGGUCGCGUCGUGCGCUCCGCUUUUUGCUUCUGCUGGCCCCGCCCUCGCCCUCGAGCUCCUGCACUGACCGGUCGGUUGGAUGGUUGCCGAGAUUAAAUGGCGCAAGCACUCGGGCUCUUGUUUUUUUCCUCGAUCGCGGUCGCCUGCGCACAUUUCGUGCCCGUCCGCCAGUAGAUUAUCUUCCCCCGUUCGCCCGGCGUCGUCGUCCUUCUCCGCCUGCGCUCUGACUGGCCUCGCGCAUCGGACAAUCUGCUGCCAGAAGAUCAGUUCUUAUCCCCUACAUCGUUCUCGCAUUCCGUUAGCCAGCGGUCCGAACCUUCUUUGUCGCCCGCCUCCGGACGCCCGAAGAGUGUUGCUUCUCCCGGCGUGUCCCCGCUCUCAUGGCGUAGUAGCCAAGCACCGAUCGAUCGGGCCGAGGCGUUGCUGCUUCGAUCGCCUCGUGUCGUGUCGAUGCAGGCCGGUCGGUCGGGUUCCCCGCGAUAGCAACGGGGAUUGUUCUCGUGGUUUCUCUCGGAGCCGUGUGCAGGUCGCGAUUUCUGCCCAGGGAUUCCCUCCGGGCUCGGAUGCGCCGAUGCCAUCAUCUUCCCAGUGCGCGAUGCGUCGCUCGAACUGUGUGUCGAUGAGCAGACGGACGCGUUCGCCUGUGCAGGAGGAGAAGCGGGCGUCUUGAGAGUGAAUCAUGCGAGGUCGCGCACUCCACAAUGAGCCUCGGAAAGGACCGGAGAAGAUCAGCGCUUCGUCGAUACCAUAGCCUGUGGUUUGACUUCAGGUUGAACCGGACUUGCAUUUUGCUUCCUCCUCUCCCGCUCAUCUGAUGCUCAGAAUACGCGACGACGGCACCUCGUUUCUGUGUUGUGCAGCAUCGCCGUGUCGUCUUCGUGCUCAGUGGGUUUCCAACUUCAAGCUCAUCCUAGCUAUGGUUACCACGCUCUCACGCUCUCUGGGAAUCAAACGUGCAGCCUAUCCGUCUCCGCGUGGACUCCCAUUCCUGCUGUUCCUGUUCGUGGCAUGCUGCGUUGCGAGGAUCGAAGGAUUGGGCUAUACGAAUUCCAUCGCAGCAUCGUACGGAGAUUUAGGACAGGUUUGUGCAAUUGAGGCGAGUGGUGAGCAGGUCGUCUUAUGCUGGGGGAAAAACAGCAGCCAGGUUGUGCAGGCCAGCUCCACACAGGUUUCUUUCGUGGUGAUCACAGGUGGCGAGGGAUUCGUUUGCGGAUUAAGGACAGGUAGCUAUAAUCCAUACUGCUGGGAAGGCAACUUGUCCACCACGAACAGUCUUCCCGAUGUGUACCAAAAUGUGAGCUACUCGACCAUCGCUGCUGGGGAGCGUCACGUAUGCGCAAUCCGGAGACUGUCAGAAGCGGAACGGCCCGGCGAGGUUGAAUGUUGGGGGGAAGACGAGCGUGGAGAAACAGACCCUCCUCCUUUCCUCAAACUAAAGUCCUUGGUGGCCGGCAGAUGGUUCACUUGUGGCUUAGACGACAGUCACCAUGCUAAAUGCUGGGGAAGUGACGAGUACAGCAUCCGAACGAAAACACCGUCGUGGGAAGAGUUCGACAGCUUGUCCGCGGGGACCAAUCAUGUAUGUGGCAUUCUUAGAUAUACGCAGAAAGUCAAGUGCUGGGGAGAUAAUGGCGCUCAGCAAGCGAAUCCUCCAUCAAAUGUCUCCUUCGUCGCUGUUUCGGCUGGCCUCCAUCAUUCGUGUGGUAUCAAGGCUGACACACAUGAAGUUGUAUGCUGGGGAGCGGCUCACAUCUAUUCAACAGAAGUUAAGUCGGGAACCACUUUUUUGGCUCUCACUUCUGCACCGAAUAUGACUUGUGGAAUCCAAGAGGGCAGUCUUCUGGCUAUGUGUUGGGGAAAUGGGAUCGAGUACAUGCCGCCGCUUGAGCUCUUUUCUCCUGGAGUCUGUGUUUCUAGGGAUUGUCAAGCUGGGGUGGAGUUCUACUUCAACGCGAGUGCCAACAUGAACUUACCUGUCAGCACCGUGGGUACAAUUUGCAGAGACUCGUCCCAGAAAAUUUGUAUUCCCUGCGCUAAAGCUUGCCCUGCCGGUGAGUUCCUCUCGAAGGAGUGCGGUGGUGGUGUCGAUCGCAAGUGCACCGAAUGUGAAUUGUGUCAUUCCACCUCCUGUCAAGAUGCUUGUGCAACCUUUUCUCCUCCUGUCCCCAGCCCGCAACAGCAACUACUUCAAAAUAAUGCGGGCCAUAAAAAAUCUGGAGGCGCGGCUACAAUAAUCGGAGCUGCAGUCACCGGUGGCCUGGUGGUGGCAAUAGUGGGAGCGUUGGCUUUCUGCUUCGUCUAUCGGAAAAGGGUUCGAUACCAUUUUUGGGGAUGUGCAUCGAGGGAAAAGCUUUCUGAGAACGGAGGCAUCACCCCUCCAGAGUCGAAUGCAGGAUCGAAUGGUGGAAUGAGGAGGAAAGGAAAUAACCAUGAAAUAUAUCGGAUGCAAGCUUUUCGGCUGGUGGAGCUCAGGGAAGCAACGAAUGGAUUCAAAGAGCUGAACGAGUUGGGACGAGGUAGCUACGGCUUCGUGUACAAGGCCCUUUUGCAGGACGGGAGGGAGGUGGCCGUGAAGAGAGCCAAUGCCGCGAGGAGAAUUCAGAGCAACAGUCGUGACUUCGAAGCCGAGUUGGAGAUUCUGUGCAAGGUCCAUCACGCGCAUUUGGUCAAUCUAGUGGGCUACUGCGAGGAGAUGGGAGAACGACUUCUCGUGUACGAGUUCAUGCCGCACGGCACUCUUCACGAUCAUCUGCACGGAGGUCUGGCACAGCUCAACUGGAAUCUGCGGUUGAAGGUGGCGGCUCAAGCAGCUCGAGGAAUCGAAUAUUUGCACAAGGACGCAUGUCCUCGAAUAAUUCACCGGGAUAUCAAAUCGUCCAACGUGCUACUGGACGCGGAGUGGGGGGCCAGGGUAGCAGAUUUUGGUUUGGCGCUUCCGGAGAGAGAAAAGGGCCCCCCUCCUUCGAUGAAGCCCUCGGAAGUGGCCUACGUGGACCCCGAGUACUUAAUUUCUCAGAGCUACACGGAGAAGAGCGAUGUCUACAGCUUCGGCGUCGUGCUUCUGGAGAUUUUGUGUGGAAGAAAGGCCUACGACAACGACUAUGUUCCGGCCAACAUCGUCGAGUGGGCGACUCCCUACAUCAGACAGGGAAAGAGUACACAAAUACUUGAUCGGAGCUUGGAGCUGCCGAAGAACGUAGAGCCUUUGAUUAGAGUAGCAGAGAUUGUGGAGCUCUGUGUGAGAUUUAAUCCGGAAGACAGACCAUCUAUGUCGGAUGUUGCGUCCUGGCUGGAGCUUGUGGGUCGGAGUUCCUCUUUGUAGUAUAGAUACUGAGCCCUUCUCUAGAGGAAGGAAAGAGAGAAUCGUUUACGUGUAUAACUAUUUGUAAUUUAUUAUCCCCCUCACUGUGUAGGAAGAGAGACUAAGAUACCGGAACUCUUUUUUCGAUCUAGGACACCUUUCCUUCUGCUCAAAUUCAGCAGAAAAGUGGGAGAGCAAGGCCGCUUUGUAAAGUGCCCGUCUUACAGACUGACGACUCCGAGAGGUUCCACCACGGCCCUUCCCACUUCCGGGCCCGAUCCUUGCGAGAAAGGUUCAGGGCGGAUCAUGGUUCAUGGUUUGAAGCCCGUGCGUGGUUCAUAGUUCUUAAUUCCUUACAUGUAGAGUGAUCAGCGGGUCAAACAUCGGUCGAUUGGAACGAGUAUAUAUUGUGACAAAUCACGCCACUAGUGAUGUAUAGUUUCAGUCGCCAGAUUUACGAGGUGUAGUGCGCACAGAGUGCUCAGUCCAGUGUACCUGUUGCCUCAUUACACAUUUUUGGGAAAGUUCGUUCUGUGUCAUCACCUUUUACUCAUCAAAAUUCGAGACCAUUCGGCGUUGGUCUCAGUGCGUUCAUUGAAAUGUGGCCGAUAAAUGUUUGAUGAAUGAAUGACGCGAAGGACAUUGGACAUUAGCAGUCACAGUGAGGUUUCACUUUUGCUUUCGCAUCAUUCGUAGCCUCGCAGG
This is a messenger RNA of Marchantia polymorpha subsp. ruderalis, 4313 nucleotides long. The record is from the annotation of a GenBank genome assembly. NCBI's taxonomy places the organism in Eukaryota, Viridiplantae, Streptophyta, Marchantiopsida, Marchantiales, Marchantiaceae.